CAUCCCCAUGUGUGUUCACCCAUCCUAUCACUAACAGCUUUAACUUAAACCCAAGCCCUCAUUUUCUUAAACUAUCUCAACUGCGAACGUCACCCCUAAAGUUGAAAACCCUCUACUCACCCGCCUCAAAUUCAUAUCCUCCAAACCCACCCCGCUUUCAAUGACACGCCUCGCUCUCCUUCCGUAAAUCCAUCUCAAACCUCCCCGCAUGCAUGAGCUGCUGUCUCACUGCGCGCGACCUUAGGAAGCGUCAAGCCCGGCCGCCAUGGCUUCUACCUACGCUCUGCCGUUAAACUCUCCCACGCAAACCCAAACCCACAGCCAUGGACACUCACAUUCACAAUCGCAUUACCUCUCCGAACAUUCCCCAACCUGGACUCGCCGUUCCAGCGACACUUCGACCAUGAACCAUGGUAGUACGUACGCUGGGGGUCACCGCCAUGCCCGCUCCGACCUGAACGGACAACCACGCAACGAUGUCCCCUCCCCUUACGCAGAUAAUGGACCACCCCUCAAUGCGCAUGGCCACGACCGAUCGAGGUCUACAGACACAUCUUUCACACUCCAACCAUUUGUGAAUGGCAAAUCGAGGGGUAGGCCUCGAGGAGACUCGGACUUGAGCCGACCGGCCGCACGUAAAACUGCUGCAGUUAGCAAGUUCGGAUUUGCGCCCAUACAGGAGACGCCGGUCGCACCUCCUACGUCGAGUUCAUGGCUACAAUUGCCUGAGGCUCUUACAGCCUUCCUCGUACCGCUCCCGUUCAUCUUUGCUUCGCUAGCAUACCCAAGCAUCCUCCGCCGGACAGGAACUGGGACCGCGCCGUCUUCCGAAGUCGAAUCCGUGGCUGAACGAUUACUUGAAUCUAUAGGGGAGGCGCCAGGAAAGGAUGCCGCAACAGGCGAUUCCAGGUUGCUCUACGCGUGCACUUUAUCUGCAAUAACACUCCUACUGAUAGGAUCUUUGUCAAAGCUCCGCCAGUUGAUCGAUGAGCCACUAGACAGGAGGAAGUCUUUCGGUAACUCUGACUCCUCGGGGGGCGCCUUGAAUACAAUAUGGAACAUCCACUCUAUGGGACGCGUCGCUUUCAAUACGAUGAGCAUAGUACUACCAUUCUAUGCCACUAUGCAACUGGGUGGUGCAAAGAGCUCCUUCGUACUUCUUGCUGCGACUACUGCUGGAUUGGGGGGACUGGAACACAAGCCGGGCAAGCAUACCGUUCUGGAUUCCAUUAAGCGGACGCUUCGGACGCGGAAAGCAACUUGCAUCAUUUUGGCCGCUGUGGCGCUCUUGGAUAUUUUCACGGUCGCAACCAGUUCAGGCGUUGUCUUUGGCUAUCUCGCAUUAGGAGCCUCCAUUCUAGCAGUGCCCCCACCGUUCCCAACGACUGGAUUUUCCUUGAAGACAGGCCUCAACGGAUCGAGUGGUUCUUCUACCCGGGUAUCUUUGCCAAAGCCUACAUCGCCUCUGAUCAGUACCCCCGAGGACACCCUUCUUACACUGGUUGCUGGAGUGUUUUUGACAAUCAUCACGAUUCUGGUCUCCCUUGGAUCCUCCUCAUCCUCUCCUCUAGGAAACCAUGCCUUGUCAUUUUCCACGCUUUCCGUUGUGUCGUUGAUAGGUUUGGUCUAUUUUGCCGUGCCCUCGGCGUUGCGCUCGCAAAAGAAAACGGGGUUUGCUUUAGGAAGUGCCUUGACGGCAGCGUUCGGUAUCUGGGAACGCCCACAGUCUUGGGAAUCUAAGGGAAUCUUCUUGACAGCAUGUGCUUUAGUCCUUUUGGCUGUUUGGUACGACACAGGAUCUGCCUCUCUUUCCCAUGUACAUUCGCAUGAUCACGCCCAUUCUGACCACGGCCACUCCCAUGCUCACUCUUCGGACCAUCACCUCCAUGGCAACCACUCUAAGCUUUCGGCAUUUCUCAUUGCACGAUGCACACCAGGAUCUAUAAUCCAUUCCGUUUUGAUUGAAAAAGACUCUAGACGGAUUGCGUACUUCGGAGUGCUCAAUCUGUCGUUCAUGGUUGUGCAGUUCUUUUACGGGUUCGUGAGUGGGUCUUUGGGUCUACUUACGGACAGUAUCCACAUGCUGUUUGACUGCGCCGGUCUAGCAGUUGGCCUUGCUGCGGCAGUAAUGAGCAAGUGGCCUCCGAACACCAAAUUUCCGUACGGUUAUGGCAAAGUAGAUACCUUGUCUGGUUUUGCGAACGGAGUUUUCCUUAUGCUUGUCAGUGUAGAGAUCGUCUUCGAUGCAUUUGAGAGACUAGUGGAUGGCGCAGAGCUCUCCAGGCUGAAUGAACUUCUCAUCGUUAGUAUUCUAGGUUUCCUUGUGAAUAUUGUCGGCUUGACGGCUUUUGGGCACGCCCAUCAUGGCCACGGGCAUGAUCACGGACAUGGUCACGAUCACGGCCACGACGACGGCCACGGCCAUCACCAUCACGACAACGAAAACAUGCAAGGCAUAUUUUUGCACAUUUUGGCCGAUGCGCUCGGCUCAGUGGCAGUCAUAAUCUCCACGCUUCUUACGAAAUAUUACGGUUGGUCAGGCUGGGACCCGAUUGCCUCUUGUAUCAUAGCGAUCCUGAUUUUCUUCUCCGCCAUCCCAUUGGUCAAGAGUUCCGGCAUGCGACUUCUCCUGUCUCUACCCGCGGACGUCGAAUACAGCAUGCGGAACACAUUACAGGAACUCAGCUCUCUGCGCGGGGUGGUAGGCUACGCCGUACCCAAAUUCUGGCUGGAGGACGAGGGUGCGGCUCAUGCGGAGGUCCAUGCCAAAGAGCAUGAGGCGUGCGGUCACAAUCACGAUCACGAGCAUGACCAUAAGCACGACCACGAGCACACCCAUGACCACGGCCACGGCCACGCGCAUGCACACGACCACCACGACCACAGUCACAGUCACAGUCACGACCACAAACACGACCAUGACCACGAGCACAACCACCCAGUCGGCCAGCAAAGGGUCCUAGGCGUAAUCCACAUCAUCGCCUCGGGAGCCGCCGACCUCGAAGACGUCCGAGAGCGCACAACGCAGUUCCUCAAAGGAAAAGGCAUGAACGUUGUUGUACAUGUAGAAAGGGAAGGAGAAGGCAAAUGUUGGUGCGGAGGAGGAGGCGGCGGCGGAGUUGGGGGGGCAUCAGCAGCAGCAGGCGGCGGUAUAAAAUCCCACUGAGCGGGCGAGCGAACGCACGAACGCACGCAAUGUACAUUAUAUAUAAACACAUUUCGUCCACAUUCUUGACGACGGGAGUUGGGUGUAUAUUUCAAACGAUGUUCCCAGGAUUAAGGGAGAUAUAGGAGAUCAGGAGUUUUUGGC
Aaosphaeria arxii CBS 175.79 is the source of this 3310-nucleotide messenger RNA. RefSeq names its product cation efflux protein. Lineage: Eukaryota; Fungi; Ascomycota; Dothideomycetes; Pleosporales. Gene Ontology annotation, cellular component: Golgi apparatus; membrane. Gene Ontology annotation, biological process: transmembrane transport; zinc ion transport; intracellular zinc ion homeostasis. The transcript is spliced from 4 exons. The record is from RefSeq and is a predicted model, not a curated record. Gene Ontology annotation, molecular function: zinc ion transmembrane transporter activity. Bases 266 to 3166 code for a protein of 966 amino acids.